AUAAAACCGGUGCUCUCGCCAGGAGCCGGCAGUACAUGAAAAACAAUCAAACGAGUUAUACGAGUGAAGUUUACGAAGCGAACGAAUACGAAACAACAAAAACAACAAACAUGCCAGCAAUUGGAAUAGAUUUGGGAACCACCUACUCCUGCGUGGGAGUGUGGCAGCAGGGAAAGGUGGAGAUCAUCGCCAACGACCAGGGCAACCGAACAACACCCAGCUAUGUUGCCUUCACGGACACGGAACGUCUGAUCGGCGAUGCCGCCAAAAACCAGGUGGCGAUGAACCCGGCCAACACCGUCUUCGAUGCCAAAAGGUUAAUUGGACGCAAGUUUGACGACCCCAAGAUCCAGAGCGACAUCAAACACUGGCCAUUCAAAGUCGUCAACGAAGCAGGCAAACCUAAGAUCCAGGUUGAGUUCCGCGGUGAGAUGAAGAGGUUCAAUCCAGAGGAGAUCAGUUCGAUGGUCCUGACGAAGAUGAAGGAAACAGCAGAGGCGUAUCUGGGAGGAAGUGUGCGAGACGCGGUCAUAACGGUGCCCGCCUAUUUCAACGACUCGCAGCGACAGGCGACCAAAGAUGCGGGCGCGAUCGCCGGAAUAAACGUCCUCAGGAUCAUCAACGAACCCACCGCCGCGGCUCUCGCCUACGGCCUCGACAAGAAUCUCAAGGGUGAGAAGAACGUCCUCAUCUUCGAUCUGGGCGGCGGAACCUUCGACGUGUCCAUCCUCUCCAUCGACGAAGGCUCGCUCUUUGAAGUCAAGUCCACUGCCGGGGACACGCACCUCGGCGGCGAAGACUUCGACUCGCGACUGGUGGACCAUCUCUGUCGGGAGUUUGAGCUCAAGUCCACUGCCGGGGACACGCACCUCGGCGGCGAAGACUUCGACUCGCGACUGGUGGACCAUCUCUGUCGGGAGUUUGAGCGCAAGUAUCGCAAGGACUUGAAAAAGAACCCGAGGAGUCUCCGUCGAUUGAGAACGGCGGCCGAACGGGCGAAACGAACACUAUCUUCGAGCACUGAAGCCACCAUUGAAAUUGAUGCUCUCUAUGAAGGCGUUGACUAUUACACCAAAGUCUCCAGGGCUCGCUUUGAGGAGUUGUGCGCGGAUCUGUUCCGAGCCACCCUGGAACCAGUGGAGAAGGCUUUAGCCGAUGCCAAGCUGGACAAGAGAGCCAUCGACGAAGUCGUCCUCGUUGGAGGUUCAACGCGGAUCCCCAAGGUCCAGAACAUGCUGCAGAACUUCUUCUGCGGCAAGCAGUUGAACUUGUCGAUCAACCCCGACGAGGCCGUCGCUUAUGGCGCGGCAGUACAAGCAGCCAUCCUUUCCGGCGAAGGCGCCACGAGUUCCGCUCUCCAGGAUGUUUUAUUGGUGGACGUGGCACCUCUCUCUCUGGGCAUCGAGACUGCUGGUGGAGUCAUGACCAACAUCAUCGAGCGCAAUGCACGCAUCCCAUGCAAGCAAUCGCAGACCUUCACCACCUACGCCGACAACCAACCUGGCGUCUCUAUUCAGGUGUUUGAGGGUGAGCGUGCAAUGACAAAGGACAACAACAAAUUGGGCAACUUCGAGCUGAGUGGAAUCGCGCCCGCGCCCCGAGGAGUGCCGAAGAUCGACGUGACUUUCGACAUGGACGCGAACGGCAUUCUCCACGUGACGGCCAAGGACACAGCCAGUGGUCGCAGCAACAACAUCCGCAUCACGAACGACAAGGGUCGCCUCUCGCGGGAGGAGAUCGACCGAAUGCUGGCUGAAGCCGAGCGCUAUCGCGACCAAGACCAACAGCAGCGCGAGAAGGUUGAGGCUCGCAACAAGAUCGAGAGCUACAUCUUCUCGGUGAAGCAGGCUGUCCAGGACUCUGGCGACAGACUCACCGACUCGGACAAACGGUCCGUGAUGGACCUCUGCGAAGCCACUGUCAGCUGGCUCGACAACAACACCCUCGCCGAGAAGGACGAGUAUGUCCACAAACUCGAGGAGGUCCAGAGGCAGUGUGCGCCCAUCAUGACCAAGAUCCAUCAAGGAGGCAAUGCUGCUGGUCCACAACAGGACUGCGGAAGUCAAUUCAGACAAGGAGGCCAACAACAACAGCAAGGCUAUUCGGGACCCACUGUGGAGGAGGUGGACUAAAUCUUCAAGUUUUCCAACAUCCAUUUUUAAAGAGAGAGCAACAACAUCGGUUCUUCUCUGUGUUCAUAGAAUCUUGAGAACAUCUAUUCUUUUUACGAACGCCACCUUAAGAACGACAACAUCUGUUCUUCAAAAAAAAAAAAA
Messenger RNA from Belonocnema kinseyi, 2276 nucleotides. RefSeq names its product heat shock protein 68-like. Gene Ontology annotation, biological process: protein refolding; cellular response to unfolded protein. Lineage: Eukaryota; Metazoa; Arthropoda; Insecta; Hymenoptera; Cynipidae. Gene Ontology annotation, molecular function: heat shock protein binding; ATP binding; misfolded protein binding. The record is from RefSeq and is a predicted model, not a curated record. Bases 36 to 2132 code for a protein of 698 amino acids. The transcript is spliced from 4 exons. Gene Ontology annotation, cellular component: cytoplasm.